AUGAAAGACGAGGAACGCAUCAUCUACCGACUCGUUAAAGAUGCAAAGAACAAUGGAAUAUGGCUCAAACAGCUCAAGGAUCGCUCCGGAUUGCACACACAACUUGCCAAUACGGUGAUCAAGAAUCUGGAGAAAAAGAAUAUCAUUAAAUGGGUCAAACCGGUUAAGACUCCACAUAAGAAGGUUUAUAUGCUAUACGAGCUGGAACCUUCAACGGAACUGACAGGAGGAGCGUGGUAUACAGACAACGAGAUGGAUAUGGACUUCAUCGAACAACUGUCCAAGCAGGUUCAUAAAUAUAUCGUUAUGAAGAGCUAUCCACCAAAAAACAAAGACGCCGUAUACCCAGCAAGUCAUUCCAACUACCCCACCGCAUCCGCCAUCCACAAGUUCAUCACGCAAUCCGGGCUUACAACCGUUCCUCUUUCCGUCGCCGACGUCCAGGCCCUCCUCGACCGACUCUACUACGACGGCAAAGUGACGCGCCUGCAGAAAACUGGAUAUGCCACCAGCGAAGAGGAGGAAUCCGCAGGCGAAGAAGAAGAGGUGAUGGAUCUUGAUGAUGAUGACGAUUUCAGGGGCGGCAAGGAGACGGUCCGUGAUCUGCAGCAUCAUGCGUGGAUGUAUAAGGCUAUUGGCGGAGCGGCCAUCGAGGAGCGGAAUGCGUGGACGGAUAUGCCUUGUGGGCGGUGCCCUGUGUUUGAUUUCUGCACUGAGUCGGGGCCGGUCAAUCCUUCGAAGUGUGUGUACUUCAAGGAUUGGUUGGCCUUAUGA
Molecule: messenger RNA, 774 nt
Organism: Fimicolochytrium jonesii
Lineage: Eukaryota; Fungi; Chytridiomycota; Chytridiomycetes; Spizellomycetales; Powellomycetaceae
Product: RNA polymerase Rpc34
Exons: 3
Coding region: 1-774 (257 amino acids)
Biological process (GO): transcription by RNA polymerase III
Cellular component (GO): RNA polymerase III complex
Source: RefSeq, a predicted model, not a curated record